This is a messenger RNA of Carlito syrichta (Philippine tarsier), 3663 nucleotides long. RefSeq names its product zinc finger protein 862 (gene ZNF862). The transcript has 8 exons. Gene Ontology annotation, biological process: regulation of DNA-templated transcription. The record is from RefSeq and is a predicted model, not a curated record. Gene Ontology annotation, molecular function: protein dimerization activity. Bases 16 to 3492 code for a protein of 1158 amino acids. NCBI's taxonomy places the organism in Eukaryota, Metazoa, Chordata, Mammalia, Primates, Tarsiidae.
ACCGAAAGCGGGGCCAUGGAGCCCGGGGAGACGGGGAAGGCUCCUGUGACAUUUGAUGACAUCACUGUGUACUUGCUCCAGGAAGAAUGGAUGCUGCUGAGUCAGCAGCAGAAGAAGAUUUGUGGUUCUGACAAGCUGGUGGCACCGCUGGGACCAACUGUUGCCAACUCCGAGCUGUUUUACAAGUUUGAACAAGGGCCAGAGCCAUGGCUAGGCAGCAUCCAGCACCAGAGGCGUCUCCUGGAGCAUCACCCAAGAAAAAGUCACAUAGGCUACAUGGAAGAAACAGAGGUGCAAGGUCCCACCAGGGAGAGGGGACAGUACCUGCCACCUCAGAAGAAAGCCUGCCUCUCCCACUUCACUACAGAGAGUGGCAACAUCGAGACAGACUGGACAGGAAGAAGCAAGAAACUUCUGAAACCCCGUUCUAUCCAGAAGUCAUGGUUUGCACAGUUUCCAUGGCUGGUUAUGAAUGAGGAACAGACGGCUCUGUUUUGCUCUGCUUGCCGGGAAUACCCAUCUGUCAGAGAUAAACGGUCAAGAUUAAUAGAAGGUUACACAGGACCAUUCAAGGUGGAGACUCUCAAGUACCAUGCCAAGAGCAAAGCUCACAUGUUCUGUGUCAAUGCCUUGGCAGCAAGGGACCCCUUCUGGGCAGCCCGUUUCCGUAGCAUCAGAGAUCCAUCUGGAGAUGUACUGGCCAGCCCAGAGCACCUCUUCACUGCAGAUUAUCCCAUAUUCUACCCCCCAGGACCUCUGGGAGACUUUGAUAGUAUGGCUGAGCUCCUUCCAAGUUCAAAGGCUGAACUAGGAAACCCUGGGGGUAAUGGAGCAAUUCCUGCUUUGUAUCUAGACUGCAUUUCAGGUCUGAGGCAGAAAGAAAUCACUGAUGGUAUCCACAACUCCUCAAACAUGAACAUUCUAUGUAAUGGUGCUGUUGAAUCCUGCAGUCAGGAUCCUUCUGAAGAGGGACUGUUGGAGGAGGUUCCUAUGGUGUUUGAGGAGCUCCCCGUGGUGUUUGAGGACGUGGCGGUGUAUUUCACCCGGGAGGAGUGGGGCAUGCUAGACAAGCGGCAGAAGGAGCUGUACAGAGAUGUGAUGCGGAUGAAUUAUGAGCUGUUGGCAUCCCUGGGGCCUGCUGCAGCCAAACCAGACUUGAUCUCCAAACUGGAACGGAGGGCUGCACCCUGGAUCAAGGACCCAAAUGGGCCAAAGUGGGGGAAAGGUCAUCCUCCAGGGAAAAAGAAGAUGGUGGCUGUAAAAGAGGUAGACACAUGCACCUCAGCUGUAGAAUCUUCAUUGCUUCCAGCUCCUUCUGUGGAGACAUAUACCUCCUACUGUAAUUCCAGCGUGUGUGAAGUAGUAGUGGAUGGACCUAGGAAAAUCAAGAGGACUUACAGACCCCGUUCAAUUCAGAGGUCGUGGUUUGGACAGUUUCCAUGGUUAGUAAUUGACCCAAAAGAGACCAAGCUCUUCUGUUCAGCUUGCAAAGAAAGACCUAAUCUCCAUGACAAGUCAUCUCGGUUAGUUAGAGGUUACACGGGGCCUUUUAAAGUGGAGACUUUAAAGUACCAUGAAGUCAGCAAAGCACACAGGCUCUGUGUCAACACUGUUGAAAUCCAAGAUGACAUCCCUCAGACUGCCCUCGUCCCAGAGAUCUCCAGCGACCUCAUGGCAAACAUGGAGCACUUUUUCAAUGCUGCCUACUCUAUUGCAUACCACUCAAGGCCCCUGAAUGACUUUGAGAAGAUCCUGCAACUCCUCCAAAGCACUGGGACCAUGAUUUUAGGCAAGUACCGCAAUCGCACAGCAUGUACUCAGUUCAUCAAAUACAUCUCUGAGACGCUAAAGAAGGAAAUCCUUGAGGACGUGCGGAAGUCCCCCUGCGUGAGCGUGUUGCUGGACAGCUCCACAGACACCUCCGACCAGGCCUGUGUGGGGAUUUAUAUCCGCUACUUUAAGCAGAUGGAGGUGAAGGAGUCGUACAUCACACUGGCCCCACUCUACAGUGAGACGGUGGAUGGGUACUUUGAGACCAUCGUUUCUGCCCUGGAUGAGCUGGACAUCCCUUUCCGGAAGCCUGGCUGGGUGGUGGGCCUGGGCACAGAUGGUUCUGCCAUGUUGAGCUGCAGAGGAGGCCUUGUGGAAAAGUUCCAGGAAGUCCUACCCCAGCUACUGCCUGUUCACUGCGUGGCCCACCGGCUGCACCUGGCCGUGGUAGAUGCGUGUGGGAACAUCGAUCUGAUGAAGAAGUGUGACCGGCACAUCCGAACCGUCUUCAAGUUCUAUCAGUCCUCAAACAAGAGGCUGAGUGAGCUACAGGAAGGCGCGGCUCCACUGGAGCAGGAGAUCAUCCGCCUGAAGGACCUAAAUGCCGUCAGGUGGGUGGCCAGUGAGAGGCGCACGUUGAACGCACUGCUCGUGAGCUGGCCUGCCCUGGCCAAGCACCUCCAGAGUGUGGCGGAGGCCGGGGGACAGGUUGGGCAACGGGCCAAGGGAAUGCUGAAGCUGAUGAGGGGCUUCCACUUCGUCAAGUUCUGCCACUUUCUUUUGGACUUCCUGAGCAUCUACAGGCCUUUGUCUGAGGUGUGCCAGAAGGAGAUUGUGCUGAUUACAGAGGUGAAUGCCGCACUGGGACGGGCCUACGUGGCCCUGGAGAACCUCCGUCACCAGGCAGGGCCUAAAGAAGAAGAGUUCAACACCAGUUUCAAGGAUGGGCAGCUCCAUGGCAUCUGCUUAGACAGACCGGAGAUGGCGGAACAGCGGUUCCAGGCAGACAGGGAGAGAGUGGUCCUGACAGGGAUUGAGUACCUCCAGCAGAGGUUUGAUGCAGACCGUCCCUCGCAGCUCAAGAACAUGGAGGUGUUUGACACCAUGGCCUGGCCAAGUGGGAGUGAACUUGCCAGUUUUGGGAACGAUGAUAUUCUCACCCUUGCCAGGUAUUUCGAAUGCUCCCUCCCCACAGGAUACAGUGAAGAUGCUCUGCUGGAAGAGUGGCUGGGCCUGAAAGCCAUCGCCCAGCACCUCCCGUUCUCCAUGCUAUGCAAAAACGCCCUAAUGCAGCACUGCCGCUUCCCUCUGCUGAGUAAGCUCAUGGCCGUGGUGGUCUGUGUGCCUGUCUCCACCUCCUGCUGUGAACGGGGGUUCAAGGCCAUGAACCGGAUCAGGACUGACGAGAGGACCAAGCUCUCCAAUGAGGUGCUCAACAUGCUCAUGAUGACGGCUGUGAAUGGCGUGGCUGUCACAGAGUACGACCCCCAGCCCGCCAUUCAGCACUGGUAUCUGACCUCCUCGGGCCGGCGCUUCAGCCACGUCUAUGCCUGCUCCCAGGUGCCAGCCCGCUCCCAUGUGAGUGCUGGACUCAGGAAGGAGGAGACAGGGGCCCUCUAUGUGGAGGGGUCAGGGACCCAGAAGCCACAUGUCCUGCCCUCCAGGGAAGCAGUGGAGGUUCCAAAGGACUGUACUAGGCGGCCUCCCGAGAGACUCCUAUAACCCCACACCAGCCAAGAAGCCCCUGGCAUGUUCUGAGGGAGGGGAGUCCUUGGGACUGCCUCGGAGACACAUACCCCUGGGAUCAUGGGGAUAGGCUCUCUGCAGAUUUUAGACUGUCCUAGAAUUUGCUUUUGAUGGGGGUGUUCUCCAAGCACCAGGAAGUGGGCAGUG